UGCGUGGACCGCCAAUGAUUUGGUCCAGUACCGAAUUUCCCCGUUAGACAGCGCUGCUGCGUCCGGAAAAUCUGUGCUGUAUCUCUUCGCAACUUCAGUUUUCGGCAAGUAAUGACAAACGCUGGCGCGCUCUCAAUUCUCACACACGCCGGACUCGACGUAAAUGCGACCACUUUUCGGCUGUAAUUUGAGAAAAUCUCACUGAACGGAAAAUGGAGAGGGCCGGUUAAGUGAUGGCAAAUAGUCCCUCAGACGGGUAAAGUCCUCUCCGCCGAAGUUUCCGUAAGUUGGGACCGUCGUAAUUUGUUUCAGCCAGCCGCAAAUUCGGCCGAAUUUUCGCAUAAUUGGAAAUAAGUUGAUUGAUCGCUUGUCACUAGCAUCGCUGUGCCAAUAAUAGAUUUUUUAAUAUUCAUAAUAGGAUUGAUCGCUGGAUAUGGCAUGCGGUUUCUCAUAAAUUACGUUUCAAUUUUCGAAUUAAAAAAAUUGUUGCAUUCGUCUAACGUAAUUAAAUGUUAUUGCGAACCGGUCUGGUCAGCUGAAACAAUCCUAAUAUAAUUAAACUCAAAACUCGCAAUUAUUGGAAUUAUUAAUUUCGUUCCAACGACGAAUGAAAUAUUUGUGCCGCGAGGACGCUUAAUGUGAAGUGUUUUUUUACUUUCGCCAAACAAACUUCAAAGUAGUGUCUCCUCCAGUGAAUUAAUAAACUUUCCCGAUACCCAAAGAACUUUCAUAAUGGCAUAUUUCAUAACAAGGAGUAUCCUGCUCUUCGUUACAUUGUUUGCCGAUUUCAGCGUUUUCGACGUGCGGGCCUUGAAGGACAUGUACAUCAAAGUGCCGGAAGCCGUAAGAGUCGGCGAUUCCGUGACACUGGCCUGCGAUUACGACCUGGAGGCGGCGGCGCUCUAUACCAUCAAGUGGUACCGGUACGACUCGGAGUUCUACAGGUACGUGCCCAAGGAGUCGCCGCCCUCGAGGGUCUUCGUCAUGUCGCACCUCAACGUCGAUGUGUCGAGGUCUAAUUCAACGGUAGUGACCUUAACGGACGUGAAGAGAGAAACUUCUGGAGAAUUUAAGUGUGAAGUUUCAGCGGAUGCACCACGCUUCCAUACCGACAUACGUGCCGCGCAUUUACUUGUUGCAGACGUGCCUGAUGAAGGACCAGUUUUGCGAACAGAAGUCCAGGAGAAAUCGAUAGGAGCGAGGAUAAAGGCUAAUUGCACGACGCCCGGGUCUUAUCCGCCGAUGAAUAUCACCUGGUUUAUCAACGAUGUUGAGGUUCAGCCGAAAUACGGCAUCGACAUCCACGAUUCGGUCGAACGUUACGACGCCCUCCCUGGUUUAGAAACUGUCCGUUCCAUGAUCUCUAUAAACGCAAGUCUAGAGCUCUUCAAAAACGGUAAAAUGAAAAUACGGUGUAUGGCAACGAUGUUUACGUUGUACCGGAAAACACAAGAGUCGGAGCUCCACGACGACGCCCCUCAGCUCGCUCUCAUCAUGGUGCCCACCACCCUGAGCAGCGAAGGUAAAGGAAUUUUUUUCAGCAGUGGCCCCGAGAAGCAGCACAUCUCCAACAUCCUACUGACAGUGUUGCUUUUCUAUGUCCACUUACACGCCUGGCUGCGGAAGUUCCAAUGAAUUCGACGUCGAUAAACUUGUAAAGUUAUUUAAAAGUGAUAGUGUUUUAACAAAUCGUGAUAAACCUAGAGGGUAUAAGAAUGGAUUGUGUGAUUUGUUGUGAGAUAAUAAAGACUCGUACCGUAAGCGAUGCAAUUAUAAUUGUGUAUGAUAAUGCCAAAUAAGUGUGAUUACCGUUGAAUCUUAAGUAUACCUAACUAUGCGGUGCAAUAAUUGUAGUGUAAUGAACUAGCAAAUUUUUAGGUUCGGUUGAAGUUACUUCAUUGAGAUUAUUUCCUGUACAAAUUGUAUGAUUUCGCAUUGACAACUGCUACUUAAACCUGUACACCUGAAUUGCUCAAAAUUGCGUUACCUUUUUAACAUUUUAUUUAAGACGCGUUUCAGGAAAUCGAUUGUGUCGUAAUUUCCUGCAUCUCGCUGAAAAAUCAAGUGUGAACAUUCCUUUUUUGUAAUAACUCUGCGAAUAUGUUUACAUUUAUUUACACAUGCUGGAUAUGACGUGAAAUCCAUACUGAAUGUUCACACUUGUAGCAUAAGAAAAAACAAAUUUUGUAUUAUGAAGUUCUGGGAAUUUAUGGUCGUUAUAUGUAAAUAUAAUAUAGAAUAACCGACAACGUGAAAAUUUAUACUUUAGGUAGAGGUAGUAUCAAGUUUGUAAUUUUCGUUUUCUAGUCACCUUUAAAGAGAUUUGCCGAUGUAACUUUACAGACGUAUUUAUUUUUCGUUGGAUGAUAAAUUUACAUUUAAUGAAAAUGUACCACGUUUCUGUUCAAAUGCGAUUUUCAUUGACAACCAAACAUCUUCGUCUCAACCCAACUUUAUAAAUUCUUGCGGCGUUUGUGAGAUUAUAAAAAAGGAAAAAGACAGGUUAUUGCGGCUCAAUGUCAACUUCAAACCGAUUUGUAAAAAGAGUAUAAAGCGCAGCGCAGUACGUUCUUGCAAUUAAAUCAAAUUAAUUGUUUACAUACGUGAUAUGUUGCAAACAACAACCGCAAUAAUUAUAUUCAUAGCUUUCAACUACAGUUUUACAUUAUAACUCAUUGAUGAAGUUAAUUAAAUUAUCUACUUGUUUUGCUAUGCAUGGCAAAACCCGCUCAAUUGUCAACGGAAUAAAUACUAACUUGUGAUAAUUUGAAAUCUGACGAAUUAAAUCUGUUUUACCAAAGUUAAGUGAUAAAGGAAUUCAAGCUAGUAUGUAACAUUACACUUCCUGUCACUCUCAGUGAAUUUGGAGGAGAAUAAACGCCCAUUUACUACAGCUAUGAAAUAAUUUAGUCCAUGUUAGCUUUAUUGUUAUUAGCCUUGGGCAAGUUACUGACGGCACGUAAGCGAAAUUACUUUCAGUUCGUCAGCAAACAGUAAUUAUUACUUUAAGUGAAAUCUUAACAAUUGUUUACCUGUGACGGAUAAUUAAAAUUUCACAGCUGAAAUCGCACAAAAUCUAGAUUACAUCAUAGAUAAAUACUCUGCAAAAAGCCAUGCAAAUGUUUCCAGUACGCUAUAAAUUUUCCGGAUUAUUUAGAAACAUUUAUUGUGCCUGAUGGGUAUUAAUGAAAAAUCCACAGGAAAUCAGCUUUUCCAAUUGGCCCUAAACUACCUCAACUCGAAAAUUGAAUUCGUUUUAACUUCAAACAGGCAAUUAUUACUAAAAUCAUAGCAAAUAUAUUUAUUUUUUGAAAGCAUAAAAACUAUCACUUCAUAAAUAAACCAAGGUUUUUUUGGUUGGUUUCAAUGAAAAUCACUUUUACAACAGUAUUUUAAUCCGGAUUUAUUGAAAACAUAUAGAGGCAAAGUGAUCUGAGUAAUGCAAAUUUGUUUGGGAAAAGUCUACUGAAAACGGUAUUUUUCAAUGGGAAAUUAAGGGUUAUUUCAGUACAUUUUAGGGAAACAUAUUGUAAAUAUAGAAAUGACAAUGGCGUUUUUUUAAUCAUUAUAUUUUAGAAACACAUUGUAAAUAAUAUCAUUACAAUCAAAAAAAGAACCUACCUACGUAUUGCAAACCAAUUAACUAAAAGUAAUGUAUGGCGACGUUUCCUAAAUUGCGUAGCUUUAGAAAUUACAUCGAAUUCACUGUGUUUUUGUUGAAAAUUGUUUGUGUUUCAUGUUUUUUAAUUAUUAUGUUUCGGGUAUAAAAUUUGUAUUCCAAGAUUCCAACAAUUGUAACAAUGAAUGUACUAGUACAGUAAUAAUUGUUAAUAAAUGAUUAUACGUUUUUUA
This is a messenger RNA of Tribolium castaneum (red flour beetle), 3852 nucleotides long. RefSeq lists its product as uncharacterized. Bases 733 to 1635 code for a protein of 300 amino acids. Lineage: Eukaryota; Metazoa; Arthropoda; Insecta; Coleoptera; Tenebrionidae. The record is from RefSeq and is a predicted model, not a curated record. The transcript has 6 exons.